AGAUAGCAACUAGCUGGACAGCUCGGUAACCAGACAACUGUAGAGGUGUGGGAGAAAAUUCUGCAGGAACUAGGCUAGUACAAUCACCAGGGUGGGUUCAGUCAGUAUGGGUUUAACCUCUUCCUGCAUGCCUUGCUACAAAGUGUUUGUUUCCUCUACAGGUGUAUUAGGUGUUCCCGGAGGACCUUUCAGCCUUCUUCUUCCUCGCAGCAAAGACUUUGAAGAGUUUGAGGUUCUGAUGAGAAUCCUGUACCCUGACCCCGUGGAUUACAUCACCUCAAUUGGCGCCAUGGACCUCCUCUGGUCCAGGCUUGAACCAGCUGGCUACAUGAGCUACAUCACAGAGGACCCACUGCCAGGAACCCCGACCCACAGGGUCCUCUACCAGUAUGGCUUGGGAGAUGCACAAGUCAACAUACUAGGUCUAUAUGCCAUAGCCCGCUCCGCGAGAGCUGUGAUGUUUGAAAGCAACGUUCGCUGCCAGUUUCUUCUCCCCGAUACGGGACAAGUGGUCACGGAGAAACUGUUUGGAUUUCCCCUCCUCCCCGACGACACCACCGUCACUCAGGACGUGGUUGCCGUCGGUUUCGACUGCGGAGCUCCGCCCGAACCCGCGGACAACAUCCCGCCAAACGCGGCCACUGAUACCCACGAAGGGCCUCGCCGCUCUCCGCUGGCACAGGAGCAGAUGGUAAGGUCAUUCUUUUCUUCCUCCGUGACUUGUUGCUCCGAGUGAGAUAAUCUGAUUACGCUACACUAACACAGGACAUUUUUCUGAGAAGUGGAGAGAUAAAGAACGUGUGUGGAGGAACAUGCAAAUGUACCCUCUGACUCUGCACGUAGUGUUAAUUGUGGUGUAUUGUGUGGGUUUUAAUGAAGUUAUG
This is a messenger RNA of Geodia barretti, 884 nucleotides long. The record is from the annotation of a GenBank genome assembly. NCBI's taxonomy places the organism in Eukaryota, Metazoa, Porifera, Demospongiae, Tetractinellida, Geodiidae.